Messenger RNA from Lemur catta (Ring-tailed lemur), 5095 nucleotides. RefSeq names its product DAZ interacting zinc finger protein 3 (gene DZIP3). Gene Ontology annotation, cellular component: cytoplasm. Gene Ontology annotation, biological process: protein polyubiquitination. The transcript has 32 exons. The record is from RefSeq and is a predicted model, not a curated record. Gene Ontology annotation, molecular function: ubiquitin protein ligase activity; polyubiquitin modification-dependent protein binding; RNA binding. NCBI's taxonomy places the organism in Eukaryota, Metazoa, Chordata, Mammalia, Primates, Lemuridae. Bases 395 to 4024 code for a protein of 1209 amino acids.
GGAACUGCUCUGGAAACUGUCGGGGUGGGCCCGCGGUGGAGGUGCUCUGUAGGGCCCUGAGAGGAGACUGUGAGCUGACCCUCCGAGCCCCCUUAUCGGAGAGGCCGCGAGGUUUCAGCUUGAGGAUCCCGUGAAGACGGGAAAUCUCGCGAGAAACGCUGUUCUGGCCCGACCCGUGGAGGGGCGGUUAGGCGCAAGAGGCUUCUUCCUCGUCUGUGCGCUCUAUUCGUGUACUUCCUCGGCCCUCACGCUGGAUGGCCGGUUAUUCCUUUGUGCAUCAUCCUCUUCCUGAGAAAUGGUCGCUUCCCCCUAGUCUAGACACGCUUUGAACAGCAGUAGUAAAAAUCAGUUUGCAACUACUAGCAUACGAUUUUUGUAAAGGAACCUGUGCAACAUGGAUUCUGUACCAGAAGAAUUUUUUGUAAGGGAUCCUGCUGUGGAGGAACAGAGGAAAGAGGAAACUGAGAAUAAGCUGGAAAAGUCAUCUGGUCAACUAGACAAACAGGAAAAGGACAUGCCUAUUGAUCUUGUCCCUGUUAACCUACUAUUAGAAGUGAAGAAGUUAUUAAAUGCAAUUAGUACUCUACCCAAAGGUGUGGUUCCUCAUAUUAAGAAGUUCUUACAAGAAGAUUUUUCCUUCCAAACUAUGCAGAGAGAAGUUGUAGCUAACAGCCAGAAUGGAGAAGAAGUUGUUCCUGCUUUGACUUUACAUUUCUUGAUAACACAACUGGAAGCAGCACUUAGGAACAUUCAAGCUACUAAUUAUACUGCACACCAGAUUAAUAUUGGUUAUUAUUUGACAUUACUGUUUUUAUAUGGAGUAGCACUUACUGAAAGAGGAAAGAAAGAGGAUUAUACAGAAGCUGAGAAUAAAUUUCUGGUUAUGAAGAUGGUGAUCCAAGAAAAUGAAAUUUGUGAAAACUUUAUGUCUUUAGUUUAUUUUGGACGUGCUUUACUUCGAUGUGCUCAGAAGAGAUAUCAUGGAGGACUGCUAGAAUUUCAUAGAAGCUUACAAGAAAUUGAAGAUAUAAAUGAUCAUUGGUUUGACAUAGAUCCUGCAGAAGAUGAAGAUUUACCUACAACUUUUAAAGAUCUUCUUAAUAAUUUUAUCAAGAUGACUGAAAGUAAUAUAAUGAAGCAGACCAUCUGUAGUUACCUAGAUUGUGAGCGAUCUUGUGAAGCUGACAUCUUAAAGAACACCAAUUAUAAGGGAUUUUUUCAGUUAAUGUGCAGUAAAAGUUGCUGUGUUUAUUUCCAUAAAAUUUGCUGGAGAAAGUUCAAGAAUUUAAAAUAUCCAGGUGAAAAUGAUCAGAGUUUUAGUGGAAAAAAAUGUUUGAAGGAAGGAUGUCCAGGUGACAUGGUAAGGAUGCUGCAGUGUGAUGUACCUGGAAUUGUUAAAAUUUUGUUUGAAGUUGUGAGAAAGGAUGAAUAUAUAACCAUUGAAAACUUAGGAGCAAGUUAUAAAAAGUUGAUGUCUCUGAAAAUGACUGAUACUGACAUAAGACCGAAGAUCAGUUUAAAAUUUAAUACAAAAGAUGAAAUGCCUAUCUUCAAACUUGAUUAUAAUUAUUUCUAUCAUCUGCUUCAUAUAAUUAUUAUUUCUGGUACUGACAUUGUCCGGCAAAUAUUUGAUAAGGCUAUGCCACCUCCUCUUUUGAGAAAAGAGCUUCUUAUACACAAGAAUGUGCUGGAAUCCUACUACAACCAUCUUUGGACCAAUCAUCCUUUGGGUGGAUCAUGGCAUCUGCUUUAUCCCCCAAAUAAGGAGCUACCACAGUCCAAACAGUUUGACUUAUGCCUCCUAUUAGCUCUCAUUAAACAUUUGAAUGUGUUCCCUGCACCCAAAAAAGGCUGGAAUAUGGAACCGCCAUCUUCUGAUCUCUCUAAGUCUGCAGACAUCCUGAGGCUGUGCAAAUACAGGGAUAUUCUCCUUAGUGAGAUUCUGAUGAAUGGUCUCACUGAGUCACAGUUCAAUUCAAUUUGGAAAAAAGUUUCAGAUAUUCUUCUGCGCCUUGGGAUGAAGCAAGAGGAUAUUGACAAAGUGAAGGAGAAUCCCAUUGAAAAUAUCUCCCUUGAUUACCAUCAACUAUCCAUCUACUUAGGCAUACCAGUACCAGAAAUCAUACAGAGGAUGUUAUCCUGCUAUCAACAAGGAAUUGCUCUACAGUCAAUAACAGGCAGUCAGCGUAUUGAAAUAGAAGAAUUACAGAAUGAGGAAGAAGAACUAAGUCCACCUCUCAUGGAGUACAAUAUAAAUGUGAAAUCAAACUCUGAAAUACAGUUUGCAGAAAUGAAUAAAGAUGGAGCCUCAAUACCCAGUGAAUCUUCAACAGAAUCUACUAAAGAUCUCCAGGAAGUUAAGAGCAAAGCAAAGAAAAAGAAAAAGACAAAAAAUAAAAAGAAUAAGGACUCAAAAGAAGAACAAAUCCCAUGUAUGGCAAAAAAGGAAGAGCAGCUGAAGCGAGAACAAGCAAAUCCACAUUCAGUAAGUAGAUUUAUGAAAGAUGAUGCAAGUGAGGUUAAAGAAGAUUCUGCAACUGAAGACAAGAUCUAUAGCCUGGAUGAACUGCAUAUUUUGGACAUGAUAGAACAGGGCUCAACCGGCAAGGUAACUGCAGACUAUGGAGAAACUGAAAAGGAAAGGCUUGCUCGUCAACGACAGCUUUAUAAAUUGCACUAUCAGUGUGAAGAUUUCAAAAGACAGUUGAAAACAGUGACUUUUCGGUGGCAAGAAAACCAAAUGGAGGUUAAAAAGAGGGACAAAAUCAUCGCAUCUCUUAACCAACAGGUGGCUUUUGGAAUCAAUAAGGUUUCCAAAUUACAACGUCAAAUCCAUGCUAAAGAUAAUGAAAUCAAGAACCUUAAAGAGCAACUUUCCAUGAAAAGAUCUCAGUGGGAAAUGGAGAAACAUAAUCUGGAAAGCACAAUGAAAACAUACUUAAGCAAACUGAAUGCAGAAACUAGCAGAGCUUUAACAGCUGAGGUGUAUUUUUUACAGUGUCGUAGAGAUUUUGGUUUGCUUCAUCUAGAGCAGACUGAAAAGGAGUGUCUCAGUCAGCUUGCCAGGGUGACUCACAUGGCAGCAAGCAACCUAGAAUCACUUCAAUUAAAGGCUGCGGUAGAUAGUUGGAAUGCCAUUGUGACAGAUGUUAGAAACAAGAUUGCAUUCCUCAGGACACAAUAUAAUGAACAAAUCAACAAGGUAAAGCAAGGGUUUGCCUUGAGUACCUUGCCUCCAAUCCAGCUUCCCCCACCACCACCCAGUCCUGAGAUACUGAUGCAGCAGUUCUUGGGAAGACCCCUUGUGAAAGAAUCUUUCUUUAGACCCAUACUUACUGUUCCUCAAAUGCCUGCAGUUUGCCCUGGAGUCAUUUCUGCACCUGGCCAACCUAGAGCCCCCCUGAUGACUGGCAUAGCCUGGACUAUGCCAGCGCCUGUGGGAGAGGCUGUGCCUCCCAGUGCAGGCCUGGGAAGUGAUCCCUCCAUGAUGAAUUGGGAGAGGAUUGUAGACAGGCUGAAAACCGCCUUUCCACAACAGACCAGAAAGGAGCUUACAGAUUUAUUACGAAAAUUGAAGGAUGCUCAUGGGAAGUCCUUAUCUGGACUGACAUUUGAUGAAAUUGUUUACAAGAUUUCCCAAUUUAUUGAACCGAAGAGAUCUCAGAGUCAAGGAAAAUCAGUGGCAAAUGGUAAUGGUGUUUCACCUAGCCAUUCUCCAUCUCAGCCUAAUGCUGCCCAGCCUCCAAAACCAUCCUGGAGGCCCCUCAGUUCACAAGGUUCUGCCACAUGGGAAGGAGCCAGUAAUUUGGAGGAGGAGGAGGAGGAGGAAGAGGAACCUUGUGUGAUCUGUCAUGAGAAUCUGUCUCCAGAAAACCUUUCGGUUUUGCCUUGUGCUCACAAAUUCCACUCUCAGUGCAUCAGACCAUGGUUGAUGCAACAGGGUACAUGCCCAACCUGCAGACUUCACGUUUUACUACCAGAAGAAUUCCCUGGUCACCCUAACCGGCAGUUGCCCAAGAUCUGACACAAGGGAGGUGACUAUGCCAAGGAAGAUCAGUUUUCAGACUCCAGAAUUUAGAUCUGCCUUUCAUUAUGAGUUGUUUGUGUGAGUGUUGUGAAGCUGUAUCCUUUUUAGUAUAGCGCUGAAGAAUCUAGCUAAUCUCAUCAAAGCAGCAGCCAAAGAGGUCAGGAUAGAUCUUCAAGACUUCUGAAGUGAACUUCAGAGGCUUAAAGAAAAUGGAAUUUUAAUAGUCAUAUUAUAUUUGCUCUUAUCUUAGUGGGUUUUUUCUUCUAAUGUAAACAUGAUAACUGUUAGUAUAUUUCUUAGGAUGUCUUAUCUUGUCUUUUUUUCUUCUUAUUCCACUCAUCUUUCCCUUAAGAUUGCCUAGAAUAAAUUUAUGAGGAAAAGGGAAAUAGUAAAGAAGAGAAAUAGGAAAAUGACACAGAUUUUAAUAUUCCUUUUAACUUUUAAAACUACCUACAAAAAAUAUAAUUGAAGUAUUUAAAUUUUAUCUCCAUUUUCCCCAUUCUUUUCUGUCCUCUAAAAUAUGUACACAUGAAGAGAUUAUGAGCUACUUGCGGGUGGACUUCCUACGGUGGUGUGUUGGAGCUGACUUAUAAUGGUUUGUGAGAGAUGAUUGUUAGUUUCAGGAAUUUUGUGAGCUAGUUGUUAAACUGUCGGUAGCUUGAAAUCUGCCAGAGUAGAAGUUUUGACACCAUAGCAAUUGGUAAAUGUUGUAAUAAAGACUUAUCUUCCCUUUAAGAGCUGAUUGUUAAACAUUUACCAGCACACCACCAGACCUUGUCUGAUCUUUAUUUAUGUUCCCAGUGUCUUGCACAGUAGGUACAGAAUAAAUAUUGCCAGAAUCAGCCCAGCCACAGUGGCUCAUACCUAUAAUCCUAGCACUUUGGAGGGAGGUCACUUGAGACCAGGAGUUUGAGACCAGCCUGGGCAACAUACCAAGACCCCAUCUCUACAAAAAAAUUUAAAAAUUACUCAGCUGUGGUGAUGCACACUUGCAGUCCUAGCUACUGGGGUGGCUGAGGCAGGAAGAUUGCUUAAAACCAUGAAUUUGAGGUUGCAGUAAGCUCUGAU